AACAGGCGCGCGGCGCGCCAGUGGCCGCUCUCCAGCGGUCGGGCGGUGGAGGCGCAAGCAACCCGGAAGGCAGGUUCCCGGCCAUGGCUCCGUGGGCGGAGGCCGAGCUCUCCGCUCUGAACCCGCUGCGCGCGCUGUGGCUCACACUGACCGCUGCCUUCCUGCUGAUCCUGCUGCUGCAGCUCCUGCCGCCCAGCCUGCUCCCGGGCUGCGCCAUCUUCCAGGACCUGAUCCGCUAUGGGAAAACCAAGUGUGGGGGGCCGCCGCGUCCCGCCGCCUGCCGGGCCUUUGAUGUCCCCAAGAGAUAUUUUUACCACUUCUAUAUCAUCUCGGUGCUGUGGAAUGGCUUCCUGCUUUGGUGCCUUACUCAGUCUCUAUUCCUGGGAGCACCUUUUCCAAGCUGGCUUCAUGGUUUGCUCAGAAUUCUCGGGGCGGCACAGUUCCAGGGAGGGGAGCUGGUGCUGUCUGCAUUCUUAGUGCUCAUAUUUCUGUGGCUGCACAGCGUACGAAGACUCUUCGAGUGCCUCUACGUCAGUGUCUUCUCCAGUGUCAUGAUUCACAUCGUGCAGUACUGUUUUGGACUUGUCUACUAUGUCCUUGUUGGCCUAACGGUGCUGAGCCAAGUGCCAAUGGAUGGCAGGAAUGGAGUGGUCAUUCACAGUAACCACAGGAUCCCAUUUGGAGACUGGUUUGAAUAUGUUUCUUCCCCUAACUACUUAGCAGAGCUGAUGAUCUACAUUUCCAUGGCUGUCACCUUUGGGUUCCACAACUUAACUUGGUGGCUAGUGGUGACAUAUGUCUUCUUUAGUCAGGCCCUGUUUGCCUUUCUCAGCCACCAAUUCUACAAAAGCAAAUUUAUCUCCUACCCAAAGCAUAGGAAGGCCUUCCUACCAUUUUUGUUUUAAGUGAAACUCAGUCAUGAAGAAUGCAAACUAGGUGAUGGUUUGGAUGCCAAGGACGGUGAAGUCUGGAACCCAAAGUACAGUUUCUGCAGAACUGUUUAAAACUCUGUUCCAUUUCUAUACCCUACAAGGUUUCACUGAAUGAGCAUGGCAAUGCCAGUCAAAAAAAUGAAUCUCCAAAGUAUCUUCAAAGAAAAAAUAGUAACGGCAGAUCUGUGAUUUCUGUGUCCACUUUCUGAGACGCUUUAUAAAACCAACCAACUGAUAAAAAGUGGAUGAGACUUCUCCUAGCUGCUUCACAAGCAUACUAACCAAAAAUAUACAAACAGCUUCACACACACACACACAUACAUACACAAAGGAAGAGAUAAGAUCAUCAACGUCUGCAAUAGCCUGGUAGGAAUGGACUAUAUAAUAAUAUAGCAGGGGCUCAAUAAAUGUUUGUUACAUUUCAGUAAAAACAGAAUAACCUUUCAAAAUAAUAAUAGGCCGGAUGCAGUGGUUCACACUUACAAUCCCAGCACUUCGGGAGGCCAAGGUGGGCAGAUUGCUUGGGCCCUGGGAGUUUGAGACCAGCCUUGGCUACAUGGUGAAACUCUAUCUCCACCAAAAAAAUAUAAAAAUUAGCCAAGAGUGGUGGCAUGCGUCUGUAGUCCCAGCUACUUGGGAGUGGGCUGAGGUGGGAGGAUCGCUGGAGCCCAGGAGAUCAAGGGUGCAGUGAGCCGAGAUCAUGCCACUGUCUUCCAGCCUGGCCUGGGCAACAGAGUAUCUGUCUCAAAAUAAUAUAUAAUUUUACACCAAAAGUUUCAGGGAAAAAUGAGUUUGUUUGAGUUAGUUUAUAUUUUCACAUAUUACCAAAGAUCUCCAGUAAAAUAACUAUCAUAGCCAUUUCUACUCAUCUCCCCCUCAAAUCAUAGCCUAACAGAACAUUUUGAAAGCUCCUUUGUUUAAUAUUUGUUUACAUCCUUUGAAGGGAGUACUUCAAAAGUGAAAGCAUCAGAAGAUAAAAUACUUUUAUAUUUAUGCAUAGCAAUCCUUCGUGAAAGGAAGUGACACUCUGGAUUGAAUAAUACUGUAGCUUCAUUCACAUGUAGUUAUUCAAAUUGGAUUAAUGUCUGCCUGAGUUUGUUUGAACUAACAGAAUGUAUCUGAAGAUAUUCAGGAAUAAAGUUUACCCUUAAAAUA
This is a messenger RNA of Sapajus apella (tufted capuchin), 2087 nucleotides long. RefSeq names its product steroid 5 alpha-reductase 3 (gene SRD5A3). Lineage: Eukaryota; Metazoa; Chordata; Mammalia; Primates; Cebidae. The transcript is spliced from 4 exons. Bases 84 to 905 code for a protein of 273 amino acids. Gene Ontology annotation, molecular function: 3-oxo-5-alpha-steroid 4-dehydrogenase activity. Gene Ontology annotation, cellular component: endoplasmic reticulum. The record is from RefSeq and is a predicted model, not a curated record. Gene Ontology annotation, biological process: polyprenol catabolic process; dolichol-linked oligosaccharide biosynthetic process.